Aspergillus aculeatinus CBS 121060 is the source of this 854-nucleotide messenger RNA. RefSeq lists its product as uncharacterized. NCBI's taxonomy places the organism in Eukaryota, Fungi, Ascomycota, Eurotiomycetes, Eurotiales, Aspergillaceae. The record is from RefSeq and is a predicted model, not a curated record. The transcript has a single exon. Bases 95 to 772 code for a protein of 225 amino acids.
ACCUCCACCAAAAAACAACCUACGACACACACACACACACACACACACACUACAGACUCACCACUCAAACCAAACAACAAACCCUCCCACGACAAUGGACUUCCCAUGGCCGCCCCCAAGCCCACCAAGCGGCAGCAACGCCAGCCUGGCCGACGAACUACCAGACUACAGCACCUCGCCCACCGCAUGGCUUGCCGCAGUCGCCAGGAAGGUCUACCCGGCCUCCGACUGCUACCACGGGUGGGACAUCCAAAUCACCACCGAGGCAGCAGCCCCGGCCUCCUCCUCCGAGGACCACCACAAUACCCCCCGCUGCGAUGUGAUCAUGAUCUCCCAUUCCGCGUCGCGCACCGUGCUGAUCCUGGUCGCCGGCCCGGAUGAUGAUGAUGAAGCAGACGCCACCAUCAUCUGGCAGCGCCGCCGGGCGUGUCUGCAGCAGCAGUGGGAACGCCACAACCUGGGCGACGAGUCCGACGAGACCAAGGCGCCGUCCAUCCACGGCGCCGUGAUCGUCCGCGGCCAGAUCAUCUUCGGGGAGUACCCGGGCUCUGCCAGCCCAUCGUGGGUCAACACCACGGAUAACGAUGCCCCGUUGGAGCCAUGGCGGUUGUCCGAGAAUGAAGGCAGGGCCUGGUUUGCCGAUAAGCUGCUGGAGAUCCGGUUGUCUGCUGGGGAGCCCCGCUAUGAGGUGGCGUACUGGGUCUGGACGAAGCUGGGAUCGUAUGCGGACUGGCUGAAUCUUGGGAAAUACGACCCGCUUGAGUUUGAGUAAACAAUUCACCACACCCACCCCAUUUGUGGUUGUGUCAUGGUCUGAGGUUGUCAUAGUCUGAGGAAGAUUUCACAAUUGAAUU